Molecule: messenger RNA, 1024 nt
Organism: Aspergillus glaucus CBS 516.65
Lineage: Eukaryota; Fungi; Ascomycota; Eurotiomycetes; Eurotiales; Aspergillaceae
Exons: 2
Coding region: 1-963 (320 amino acids)
Source: RefSeq, a predicted model, not a curated record
AUGAAGUGGGAGGAGUUUGAGAAAGCUGGGUUUCUGCCCUUCAUUGAAAAGCAUGAGCGCGAAGGGACCUCAUGGGAGACGAGGGUCAUUGCCUGGAAGAAGGAAUUCGGGACUUCGAGGAGCAUAGGGUCCCUGCGAGGGCAGCUUAAUCGUUGUAUACUUGAGGGCUCGUAUACAGCUGCUAAAACGGCUGGGUUUCGCUCAUCCUCCACCAAUGCCGAUACGCGGGCGCGGGCAAAGCCAGUUAAGCGCCUCCAGAGCGAAAUGCCACGACCGUCACAACGAUCGCCUCAAACGAAGAGAAUACCCCUGCACAGGCAUUCGGUAUGGAACGUGUCUCCCAACCGAGAAGCAUCUCCAGCACGUUCCUCAGCGCCCACACUAGAGGGCUCACUAUCACUGCCAUCGAUGUCAUUUGAAAGGCCGGCGUUGAAAAAUUAUGGAAAGGAGCCAAAUGUUCCGCCGCCUGAAGAGGUGACUGAGCGACUAAAGUAUUGUGCUGCGUUCUUAAUCAUCGAAGUUUGCUUUCUCAAAGAAGAACUUCAGGACAUCAAGACGUUUCUUUUUCAUAGUCUCGGAAAAUACAAGGCAAUUCACUUUCCCUCCUUUCUUAACCAUUUUGACUAUGAUCUCUACAAGACUUUCCGACAAUACGUUGGUAUAAUCCCAUGGGCUAAAGUCUUCAAGAAGGCUGAGAGCACGGAGAGGGGACAGCGACUUUGGCCUACUGGAAGCCAGGACAAAAAACUCAACUUUCGGAUUGACAAAGGGGCGAAGAUCAGCGACACCCAACAUGAAAUCAUUAUACAAGCCAACAAGGGCGCUGACGAUCCGGAAGUCAAGAAAUCUGCGCAAAAGGACAGCCACAGAAUCCUGGCGAAAUGCACAAUUAACCUCAAAAAAGGAGAUGGAGAGCAGGCCAAGUCAGAUCUGGAGGCGUCAUUUAGGGACAUUGAAGAUUGAAAGAGGACACAAGUUGGUUUGCAGUGAUGUAUGUACUUCGUCUGUUAGCCAGUGAGUGGAG